ACGAAAUGAAAAAACAUUUGAAAAAAUUUCCAAGGCCAUGAUGCAGAGGCGCCACACCAGGGACUCAGUACAGUGCCAUGUGAAAGUUAAGGAGCUCAGACAAGCCUACCAGAAAACCAAAGAAGCAAACGGAAGGUGCGGGGCAGGGCCAAAAACAUGCCGCUUCUACGCUGAGCUGCAUGCAAUUCUAAGGGGGUCCGCCACCACUACCCCACCCCUGUCCGUGGAUUCCGAGGUGGGGGUGGUAAUCUCAGCCAUGGCUGAGGAUUCUGCAGACAAGGAAGACGAGAAGGAAGAAGAGGACGAGCUUGCAGAGAGCACACAGCACUCCAUUCUCCCCAACAACCAGGAGCUUUUUCUCACCCUGGCGGAAUUGCCCUCCCAAGCAACUAUCCCAGACAAUGAAGCCAUGGCAGGGACCUCUGCUGCAAAAUUUUCAAGCCUCCCUACUCAGUCCCGAAGGCUAUCUCAGAUAAGGCAGCGGAAAAAGAAGAUGCGAGAAGAAAUGUUCUUGGAAAUCAUGGAAGUGACCCGCAAUGAAAGAGCUCAUUUGAAUGAGUGGAAGAAUGUGGUAUCAAAGUACAGGAAAGAUGCCAGUGACCGUGAGGACAGGAGGGACGAACGUGAGGACAGGAGGGACGAACGUGAGGAGAGGUGGCGGCAGGAAGAUCAGCAGUGGCGGGGUGCAACUCUGGGGCUGCUGCGUGAUCAAACUGACAUGCUCCGGCGUAUGGUGGAGCUUCAGGAACGGCAGCAGGAUCACAUAGUGCCACUGCAGCCUCUGUAUAACCACCCUCACCAUGUUCCUUAGCCUUCUCAUCUGCCAGACGAGUAAGAGCUUGUGGGGGUAGGCUCCAUGCGCCUGCUCACUCCACCCCAGUGGACAGCCCAACCAAAAGGCUCUCAUUAUUAUGAAAUUUUUUUUAGUGGCCUUUUCCUUCCCUACUGUCUUCCUCCCAAACCCCACCCGGGCUACCUUGUCAGUUCUUGCCCUCUUUUUAUAAUUAAUUAAUA
Gopherus flavomarginatus (Mexican gopher tortoise) is the source of this 1014-nucleotide messenger RNA. RefSeq lists its product as uncharacterized. The transcript has 3 exons. The record is from RefSeq and is a predicted model, not a curated record. Bases 38 to 811 code for a protein of 257 amino acids. Lineage: Eukaryota; Metazoa; Chordata; Testudines; Testudinidae.